Molecule: messenger RNA, 535 nt
Organism: Exaiptasia diaphana
Lineage: Eukaryota; Metazoa; Cnidaria; Anthozoa; Actiniaria; Aiptasiidae
Product: 40S ribosomal protein S17
Exons: 5
Coding region: 68-469 (133 amino acids)
Biological process (GO): translation
Cellular component (GO): ribosome
Molecular function (GO): structural constituent of ribosome
Source: RefSeq, a predicted model, not a curated record
CGCGAUUUGACGGCUUCAAGAAUGCAAAGGCACAUGGGAUAGGUCUCUCUAAUCGUCGGGAUUCAAAAUGGGUCGCGUCAGGACAAAGACUGUCAAAAAGGCAUCUCGUGUCAUCAUUGAAAAGUACUACACUCGUCUUACCCUCGACUUUCAUACUAACAAACGAGUAUGUGAGGAAAUUGCUAUUAUUCCCAGUAAGAAGCUGAGGAAUAAAAUUGCUGGAUUUGUUACUCAUCUGAUGAAGCGUAUCCAAAAAGGUGCAGUCCGAGGCAUCUCUAUCAAGCUACAAGAAGAGGAACGUGAACGAAGGGACAACUAUGUUCCAGAGGUUUCAGCCUUGGACACCGAACUUAUUGAAGUUGAUCCUGACACCAAGGAGAUGUUGAAAAUAUUGGACUUUGGGAGCAUUCCUAAUCUCCAGGUUACUCAGCCAAUCACGGCUGCUCAGAGUUAUCGACCUGCGAAGUAGCUUCCUCAAUACCACUUCUCAUCCCGCUCUUGAAAUCAUGUAAUAAAGAGAAAAUAUCGAUUUCAA